CGUGAACCGAUCAUCUUUUUUUCGUCACUGAUGAUCUCAUCGGAUUGCAAGUACUUUCCGCAUCGGCGGCGGCAACGCCUCAGGAGUAUAAAAUAAUAUGGACGACCGUUGGGCCUCCGCCUCCUUUCUUUGCAUAACCCGCUAUGUCGUCUAUUGGACAACCAGUCGCCGAAAAGGCUUUCGCUGCCAUGACCUCCGAGCCCACAUCUAAAGUUAAGGAUCUUCAGCGAGACAUACAGGAACCGCGAGCCAACCAGCCUCUGACAACGGAUCACGGUGUCAAGGUGGCUGACACGGACAAUUGGCUUAAGAUCAUCGGCGAGAAUGGCGGUUCCAACGGUCCUAUGCUCCUUGAGGAUCAGAUUGGGCGAGAGAAGAUACACCGCUUUGACCAUGAACAGAUUCCAGAGCGUGUAGUGCACGCCCGCGGUGCCGGUGCUCAUGGCUAUUUCAAAGUCUAUAGUGAUCGCGCUUCGAAAUACACAUUCGCCCCUGUCCUGACGGAUUCCUCGAGGACGACUCCUGUCUUCGUCCGUUUCAGUACUGUUCAGGGUUCGCGUGGCAGCGCUGACACCGUCCGCGAUGUCAGAGGGUUUGCAGUCAAAUUCUAUACUGAAGAAGGCAACUGGGAUAUCGUCGGAAAUGACAUUCCCGUUUUCUUCAUUCAGGACGCUAUUAAAUUCCCUGACUUCGUUCACGCCGUAAAGCCAGAGCCACACAAUGAAGUGCCUCAAGGCCAGAGCGCUCACAACAACUUUUGGGACUUCGUGGGCCUGCAGCCCGAGUCUGCACAUAUGGUGAUGUGGGUCAUGUCUGAUCGCGGCGUUCCACGGUCCUUCCGCAUGAUGCAAGGAUUCGGGGUGAACACCUUCACCCUGCAGAAUGCCUCAGGUGAACGCCACUUUGUCAAGUUUCACUUUAUCCCAGAGUUGGGGGUCCACAGCCUUGUUUGGGAUGAAGCCCUCAAGAUCAACGGUCAAGAUCCCGAUUUUCACCGCAAGGACCUGAACGAGGCCAUCGAGAGCGGGGCACACCCAAAGUGGAAGUUCGCCAUCCAGGUAAUCCCUGAGGCCGAUGAGCACUUAUUCGAGUUCGACAUCUUGGAUGCCACCAAGCUCUGGCCGCAAGAAGAUGUACCUCUUGUGGAGAUUGGCGAACUAGUUCUCAACCGCGUUGUCGACGAGUUCUUCCCGGAGACCGAACAAGUCGCAUUUUGCACCAGUCAUGUCGUUCCAGGAAUAGGAUUCAGUGACGAUCCCCUUCUGCAAGGUCGGAACUUCUCGUACUUUGAUACCCAGAUCUCUCGUUUGGGCAUCAACUGGGAGGAGCUUCCCAUCAAUAGACCUGUAUGUCCUGUGCUCAACCACAAUCGCAAUGGGAAGAGCAGGCAUCGUAUUGUUAAGAGCGACAUCAACUAUUGGCCGAACCGCAAGGAUAUUGGGCGUCCAGUUCCUGCGGAGGAAGGUGGAUAUGUCGAAUAUGCACAGCGUCUCGAAGGUGUCAAGGCGAGGGCGCGCGGGCCUAAGUUCCAGGAGCACUUCAAGCAAGCUCAACUUUUCUUCAAUUCUCUAACCACGUAUGAAAAGGCCCAUCUCGUCAACGCCAUCGGCUUCGAACUUAGUCAUUGCGAGGAUCCGGUCGUUUAUAAGUCCUAUAUCGACGUUCUGAACAACAUUGAUUUUGACCUGGCAAAGGCGGUCGCCGUUCAGGUGAAUGGCGAGGUACCAACUAAGCCCGGUCUUGCCAAUCAUGGGAAGCAGAGCAAGGGUCUUUCGCAACUCGAAUAUUUGCCCAAGGAGCCUACCAUCGUUUCAAGGCGCAUCGCCAUCCUGAUCUCGGACGGUUUCAACGCCGUUGAGAUGCAAGCUGUGCGGGCUGCUCUCACGAGCGCACGGGCCGUUUGCUAUGUUAUCGGUCCCCGUCGUAACUACAUUCGCCCAAUGCCAGGUCAGGACUUCGGUCCGGGAAUAUUCGCCGAUCACCACUUUGACGGCCAGCGUUCAACGCUCUUUGAUGCCAUCUAUAUCCCUUCCGGCGAGGAGCACGUAAAGACACUUGCAAAGAAUGGUCGCUUGGUUCAUUGGGUAAGGGAGGCCUUCGGUCACUGCAAGGCUAUCGCCACCGUUGGUGAAGGUGUUGAUUUCCUCCGUGACGUUGUUAGACUCCCUGGCAUUGAUCUCUUCGCCCCUUCGCGCGGUCAUGGCAGCGAUGAAGUUGUCACAUCUUACGGUGUCGUGACUACCGGGAAGUACAGCAUUUCCUCGGCUGUCGCAGACGUGCUCAAGAUUGCGCGUGAUACGGGAGGGUUUGCUUCUAACUUCGCGUUCCAAAUUAGUCAGCACAGAUGCUAUGAGCGAGAACUGGCUGGGUUGACUGAGCAGGUUGCGUUCUGAGAUUUGAUGGGCUAUCGACAGAUUUCUUAUCGGUUGGUUGGUUGGUUGGGGGGUGGCUGUAAGAUUAUAUCACGUACGCAAUGGCACUGGCACCUGUCAAUGUAACGUACGUGCCAAGAAAUGUAUCAUUUCC
This is a messenger RNA of Suillus clintonianus, 2526 nucleotides long. Its product is annotated as catalase-like domain-containing protein. Lineage: Eukaryota; Fungi; Basidiomycota; Agaricomycetes; Boletales; Suillaceae. Gene Ontology annotation, biological process: response to oxidative stress; hydrogen peroxide catabolic process. Gene Ontology annotation, molecular function: catalase activity; heme binding. The transcript is spliced from 7 exons. Gene Ontology annotation, cellular component: cytosol. Bases 144 to 2393 code for a protein of 749 amino acids. The record is from RefSeq and is a predicted model, not a curated record.